This is a messenger RNA of Cervus elaphus (red deer), 3139 nucleotides long. It is a transcript of the gene PPP2R5B, whose product is annotated as protein phosphatase 2 regulatory subunit B'beta. The transcript is spliced from 14 exons. Gene Ontology annotation, molecular function: protein phosphatase activator activity. Bases 1014 to 2504 code for a protein of 496 amino acids. Gene Ontology annotation, biological process: protein dephosphorylation; signal transduction. Lineage: Eukaryota; Metazoa; Chordata; Mammalia; Artiodactyla; Cervidae. The record is from RefSeq and is a predicted model, not a curated record. Gene Ontology annotation, cellular component: nucleus; protein phosphatase type 2A complex; cytosol.
UAAAGUGUCCAGCCAUUCUGGAGUGAGAGUGGCAUUCCCUUGUGGGUGGACUGCCUGGGGCACAGAUGGAGCAGGGCAAAUCUUUGGGUGUGACAGAGGAUUGGGCCUCUUUGCUGCCAGAGUCCUGGCAUUGCCCCCAGCUUCCUGGUGCAGACUCCUGAGUCUUCCUUUCUCCGUAUGCACUCUCCCUUCUAGAGCCCAGGAGCCCAGUCCCAGUUGGACCCCGUCCCACUCUGCUUUAGUCUUGUUCCCUGGUGCCCGCAGGAAUUACCCCUUCGGUCAGGCAGCCGCUUUAAUUGGUGCAGGGACUACAUCUCCCAGCUGCCCCCGGCGGGAACUUCCUGACGCAGCCCCCCUCCCCCGCCCCCCAAACCCGCGGGGAUGUGCGGGCCGACUGGGGGAGGUGACUUGAUGUCAUCGUGAGAAGCUGGGCGGCGGGUGCCGGUGCGCAGAGAGCCUGGGCUCCCGCGGUGCCGCGCGGGUCGGGUCCCCGGACUUGAGGAGAGGUCUGCGCGCUGCCCCAGCCAACCCGGAGCCCGCCGGGAGCCCGCGCCCCGACCCGGGGCUGAGUUGGGGGCAUGCUCCGGCCCCCCUGGAGCCGGAGAGAGAACCCAGGAGCGCCGCCGCCCAGCGCCAGCGCCCCGAACCGAACCGCUUCGAAGGAACCCUGAGCAGCUGCUCCCCUCCCCACAGGCAGCCCCUGGAGGGCCCGUGACCUAAGUCUGGGCAUCUGAGAAAGCCAGGCUGGGAACCCUAGCUGGACUCUUCGGACCCUCAGGAAGGACCUGAAACCUGAGCCAUCCUCCUCUCUACCGUGCUUGCCCCCCAGGACUGGGCAGUUGCCAAAGGUCCUGGGGGGGGCCCAGGACUGUGGUUGUGCCCACCCCAUCCCCCCCCCACCUCCCCCAGCGCACAGGAUGGGCCCAAGUUAGUCAACCCAGCCUCACUCAGCAUCCUGCAGGCCCAGAGGGAAGCUCAGAGGCUCUGAAGGCUUGACCCACCGCCUAGCCGCCAUGGAGACGAAGCUGCCCCCGGCGAGCACCCCCACCAGCCCCUCUUCCCCAGGGCUGUCCCCUGUGCCCCCGCCCGACAAGGUGGAUGGCUUCUCCCGCCGUUCCCUCCGCCGGGCCCGGCCCCGGCGUUCCCACAGCUCCUCUCAGUUCCGCUAUCAGAGCAACCAGCAAGAACUCACUCCACUGCCCCUGCUCAAAGAUGUGCCAGCCUCUGAGCUGCAUGAGCUGCUGAGCCGGAAGCUGGCCCAGUGUGGGGUGAUGUUUGACUUCUUGGACUGUGUGGCUGACCUGAAGGGGAAGGAGGUGAAGCGGGCGGCACUCAAUGAGCUGGUGGAGUGCGUGGGGAGCACCCGGGGGGUCCUCAUUGAGCCUGUCUACCCAGACAUCAUCCGCAUGAUCUCAGUGAAUAUCUUUCGGACGCUGCCGCCCAGUGAGAACCCUGAAUUUGACCCUGAGGAGGAUGAGCCCAACCUUGAGCCUUCAUGGCCGCAUCUUCAGCUGGUAUAUGAGUUUUUCCUGCGUUUCUUGGAGAGCCCAGACUUCCAGCCCUCUGUGGCCAAGAGAUAUGUGGAUCAAAAGUUUGUCCUGAUGCUCCUGGAGCUGUUUGAUAGCGAGGACCCCCGGGAACGUGAGUACCUCAAGACCAUCUUGCACCGGGUCUACGGCAAGUUCCUGGGGCUCCGGGCCUACAUCCGCAAACAGUGCAGCCAUAUCUUCCUCCGGUUCAUCUAUGAAUUCGAGCACUUCAAUGGCGUGGCUGAACUGCUGGAGAUCUUAGGAAGCAUCAUCAAUGGCUUUGCGCUGCCCCUGAAGACCGAGCACAAGCAGUUCCUGGUUCGAGUCCUGAUUCCCCUGCACUCUGUCAAGUCGCUGUCUGUCUUUCAUGCCCAGCUGGCAUACUGUGUGGUGCAGUUCCUGGAGAAGGAUGCAACCCUGACAGAGCAUGUGAUCCGGGGGCUGCUCAAAUACUGGCCAAAAACCUGUACCCAGAAAGAGGUGAUGUUUCUGGGGGAGAUGGAGGAGAUUCUGGAUGUUAUCGAGCCCUCGCAGUUCGUGAAGAUCCAGGAGCCCCUCUUCAAACAGGUGGCCCGCUGUGUGUCCAGCCCCCACUUCCAGGUUGCAGAGCGGGCUCUGUAUUUCUGGAACAAUGAGUAUAUCCUGAGCCUCAUUGAGGACAAUUGCCACACUGUGCUGCCUGCUGUGUUUGGGACCCUCUACCAAGUCUCCAAGGAGCACUGGAAUCAAACCAUUGUGUCUCUGAUCUACAAUGUGCUCAAGACCUUCAUGGAGAUGAAUGGGAAGCUGUUUGAUGAGCUCACAGCCUCCUACAAGCUGGAAAAGCAGCAGGAGCAACAGAAGGCCCGGGAACGGCAGGAGCUGUGGCAAGGCCUGGAGGAGCUACGGCUACGCCGGUUACAGGGGACCCAGGGGGCCAAAGAGGCCCCACUCCAGCGGCUUACACCCCAGGUCACCGGUGGAGGUCAGAGCUAAAGAUCCCCAGAAGGGGAGGAGCUAAACCCAGAGCUAUCAGUCCCUCCACCCUCCCUCCUGCCCAGGGGCCCACAGAGAUACACACCUACUCCUGGCCUUGCCAGCAGGGGCUUGGAGGGCUCCUUGCCUGGCCCAGCAUGGGCAGUUUCCUCUGGGGGGAGAGGAGGAGAGAUGGUGGUCCUGGCAACAGAACUGUCAGGCCCUCCUGGUAGGACUGGACCAGGGUGCACUUGAUCAGGAAGCGGCCAUCGGGGACUGCCCUGCCCCACAAAGCCGGGCUCCAGACUGUAGGCAGGUUCCCACGCCCCGCUCCCAGCCUAGGGCAAGGGGAUGCAGCCCCUCACCUGCCCCACCUUGUGCCAGCGCGAGGUCCUUCCUCACCCCACCAUGGGGUCCAUGGUCUAUUUAUUCUCCCCCAGCUCCCCUGCAACACAGACAUUAUCCUGGGCCUGGGGCACCCUCUUCCCCUCCCCGCCCUGGCCCUGUACAUCCUUGUCCCCUUUUUAUUUAUUGGGCAGGGGGAGGGGUAAGGGCACAGGCAGAAGAUUCCCUGUGUCCUGGGACAAGGGGGGUGGUCACAGUCUGUUCCCCUUUCCAUGGCUGGGGGUAGAUUUAAUAAAGAGAGGAACUCACGA